Molecule: messenger RNA, 1093 nt
Organism: Musca vetustissima
Lineage: Eukaryota; Metazoa; Arthropoda; Insecta; Diptera; Muscidae
Product: transcription factor SOX-9-like
Exons: 3
Biological process (GO): regulation of DNA-templated transcription; cell differentiation; anatomical structure morphogenesis
Molecular function (GO): DNA-binding transcription factor activity, RNA polymerase II-specific; RNA polymerase II cis-regulatory region sequence-specific DNA binding
Source: RefSeq, a predicted model, not a curated record
GCAACCUUCGGAUCGCAAGAAGGAACAUAUCAAACGGCCAAUGAACGCAUUUAUGGUAUGGGCCCAGGCGGCUAGACGUGUUAUGUCUCAACAGCAUCCACAUUUGCAAAAUUCGGAGUUAAGCAAGUCGCUGGGAAAAUUAUGGAAAAAUCUUAAAGACUCCGACAAGCAACCAUUUAUGGAUGUGGCAGAGAAAUUACGCAAAACCCAUAAGCAGGAUCAUCCGGACUAUAAAUAUCAGCCACGAAGGAAAAAAGGACGUACCCUCACGUCCAGUGCAGUGCAAUGCAGUACGGAUGGCCUAAAAACGGAAGCAUACACAACAAGAAACAAACAACUGUCGACAACAGGCGGAGCAGCAGCAUCAACAUCAACGGCCACAACCAAUAGUCAUUUGUCAUCCAAAACCAUGGCAACAGCUGGAAAUCGCUUGAAUGGCAACAAAGCCAACGGCAAACAAAGAAACCGUGAACAACCACCGCAACAACAACAACAACACCAUCAUCAACACCACCAGUCACCAAUGUCAGAUAAUGGCAAAUCUACAACCCAUUUCAUUUCUGCAAUGGAUAUUAAUGGAACAUUAAAGAAUUCCUGUAAAAAUGUGUCCUCAAUGUUGACUCAAGGUCGUCUCAUGGGACCGGCACAUGCUGCCGCCGAUGAAAUUUCAGCGGAAUUUAUGUUUAAUCGUUAUGAUUAUAGCAAAUCGUUGGAUUCACCUGGUUCCACGACUAGUUCAUUGUUAUCCUGUGCCACCUCGGCCAAUGAUUCCCAGCCACUGACACCGCCAGCUACACCAUAUUGCAACGCUACACAACAACGUUUGACAGGUCCUCAGGCACCACUGCACAAUCAGCCACGUCAAGCAACAAGAAAUUUUUUGCAGCAACAGGUUUACGAGGUUGUGGGUGGCAGUGCUGGUGGCGGUUUAAGUGAAUAUCAGCUACUUAACAUUGAAGGACGUGAAUUUAUAUCCUUGGAUGAUUAUCCUUAUAAUACAUUGGGUGGGCCGGUAGCUAAUAGUGGAGGUGGUGGUGUUGCUCCACUAGCAAUAAAUGUCGAUAUUCAUGAUGGCAGUCAUCAAUAUUCCUAA